CCUUAGUUAGAGAGAGAGGGCGGCAGAGGAAGAGAGAGAGAGAGAGAGAGAGAGAGAAAUGGGCAAGAUAGUAGAGAAGACGAAGAAGAAGAAGAAGAAGAAGAAGAAAGGCCGACCUUCUCUGUUAGAUCUUCAAAAACGCACUCUCAAAGAGCAACUGCAUAAGCAAAAUCAAAAUCGGAACCUUUCUAAUUCAAAUUCCAAUAAUUCACCCUUUCGUUCUUCUAACAAUUACAACUCUGCCACUCCUACUCUUCGUCGAUCCACCCGUCGCAAUCAUACCUCCUCCUCCCCGGAACAGCACCAGGACGCCGACGCCGUUGAUUUGAAUGGGAAACGCCAAGAGAAGAAGCUUCAAUCUCCUUCAUCCCAAAAAUCGGAGCCUGCUUCGGCUUCACUGAACUCUAGUGAGUCAAAAUCGAAAGGCGAGGAGGAUAAGGUAAAGGCUUUGUAUCACAGAAAGCGGAAGAUCAAUUUGAUCGGUGAUGGAUCUGGGUGUGGCGUCAGCGAAAAGAGAGGAAAGCCUGUUGCUGGUGCAAACCCCACAAAUGAUGUACAAGAGUCGGGAUCCUCAACGCCUUUACCUGAUAAAAAGCUGUUACUGUUCAUCCUCGAUAGGCUUCAAAAGAAGGACACAUAUGGUGUUUUCUCUGAACCAGUUGAUCCAGAUGAGCUUCCAGAUUAUCACGAAGUCAUUGGGCAUCCCAUGGAUUUUGGGACUGUCAGGAAGAAAGUUUCUAGUGGGGUUUACACCAACUUGGAACAAUUUGAGAAAGAUAUUUUCUUAAUAUGUUCAAAUGCAAUGCAGUAUAAUGCCCCAGAUACCAUAUAUUUUAGACAGGCACGAUCCAUAAAAGAGCUGGCCAAAAAGAAUUUUGAAAAUAUAAGGCAAGAUAGUGAUGAUAACGAACCAGACCCUAAAAUAGUGAGGAGAGGUAGACCACCAACCAAGAAUUUGAAAAAACCAGUGGGCAGGCCUUCACUGGAGCAUGCUGGUUCAGAAGUUGCCUUGGAUGGAACUCUUGCGACACGGGGAGAGGGCUCGACCUGGUCCAGUAAUGACCUGAGGAAAGGACCUCAUGUUUUAGACAAGUCUAGCUUUGUGGACUCAUCAGGACGUUCUCGUGAUUCUCGUAAUGAUGCUUAUUGGUUGACUAACAACACAUUUGAAAAGAAUGAUGAAGCAGGCUCAAUGUUUAAGGGUAAUUCAUUGAAGUAUGGGAAAAGACAACUUGUACUUGAUGAGAACAGGCGCAAGACAUACAAUCAAUUAUCAGCUGCUGGCCGGGAACCAUCUGUGUUGACUGCUUUUGAUGCAGAGUGGAAGCAUCUAAUUGCUGUAGGGCUUCUGUCAGAGCAUGGUUACUCAAGGAGCUUAGCUCGAUUUGCCGCAAAUAUAGGCAGCAUUGCUUGGAAAAUUGCUUCGAAAAAAAUGGAGAGUUCUUUGCCAUCUGGAGUUGAGUUUGGCCCUGGAUGGGUUGGGGAAAAUGACAUCCCACUGCAGAGGGCAUUGCUUCUUUCUUCUAACCCUCAAGGCCUGCCAUCGCCAUCCCGGCUUCUCUCUCUUCCCAAUGGUUUCUGUGCUCUUGCCACAUCUUGCAAUGUUGAAUCAAGAGAAAAAGGGUCAGAAAAAACUGAAAAUAAUGUGAACAAGAACGAGGUAUCUCAGUUUCACUUAGCUUCAGAGGUGCGAUUGACCAAUGAGCCUUCUCCAUCUGCCUAAUCAUCUACGCCUCUUGCAGCAGCUAGUAAAUCUCAACCUUGCACAGAAGAAGCAGCAGCUGAGGGAUUCAACAUCCUCAACAGCAGUACAGGUAUGACCAGGCCAAGGCCUCCCUUUCAGAUUCAUCCGACCCAUGAAGUUCAUCCUGGCAUGAAUGGAUUCAAUGGCACAUACAGGAUUAGUCUUCCAGCUCAGAUGGGUAAACUAGUUGGGGGCCCCAGGCCUACUGGGAUUAACUUUCAGCCAUCUCAGGUCAUUGACAGAGUCUCCAGGACUAAUACUAACUUUGUCCAUCCAACAAUACUGAAGACAAAUCCAAAGGUUCCAGAGAGUUCUUCUGCUAUAAGUUCCAGAGGUACACUACACAAUUCUGGGAAUGAGAAAAAGGAAGCCCCAAGAUCUGAACUUGAACCUCCGCAUUCUUGGCAAGGAUCACCACCUCAGCCAAAACCAGAUUCAGUUGCAUCUGACCUGAAUGUCAAAUUUCAUUCUCCAGGUUCUGCUAGUACUAGCCGUGUUGAUUCAGCACAACCAGAUUUAGCAUUGCAGCUCUAAGAACAAUGAGUUAUUAUUUAUUUUUUGCCUUGUCUCUUUGAUUUAAUUUAACCAUAGAAUGGUGGGUUCGGCAUUUGUGCCCUGGAUAUGAGACGAAGAGAAUAGUCUCCCGGAGAAGGAGCCACCCGAGCCAUGCCUAACCGUGUUGUACAACCGUAGAUGUUCCUGUACAGAUUUAUGUAUCCUAACUUUUAGGUUCACAAAAAGGCAAGAAGGUUUCAUUUGUAACAAUGGAAACCAAUAAGGCAGUCUCUAGGCUAUAAUCCUUACUUUGGACUGUGGAAACAAACAUUUAUAAAAGGUCAUAAGACCAUUCACGUA
Manihot esculenta (cassava) is the source of this 2599-nucleotide messenger RNA. RefSeq names its product bromodomain-containing protein 9-like. Gene Ontology annotation, molecular function: protein binding. The record is from RefSeq and is a predicted model, not a curated record. The transcript is spliced from 9 exons. Bases 59 to 1723 code for a protein of 554 amino acids. Lineage: Eukaryota; Viridiplantae; Streptophyta; Magnoliopsida; Malpighiales; Euphorbiaceae.